AUGGCCGCAUCUCGCGAAGAAUAUGAUGUAUUGCUGGUCGGGGCCGGGAUGUCCGGUCUCUGCGCCCUUCAUCAUAUUCGGAAACGAUUCCCCCAUUGGCGAGUCAGAGUCCUUGAGGCAGCAUCGGAUGUCGGUGGCACGUGGUUUUGGAACUGCUAUCCUGGCGCACGCUUCGACUCCGAGUCUGUCUCUUAUGCUUUCUCGUUUGACGAAGGUAUCCUGAAUGACUGGCGUUGGAAGGAGACUUUCUCGGCCCAGCCAGAUACCCUAAAGUACAUUCAGUUCGUCGCCGAUCGGCUUGAUCUGCGCCGUGACAUCCAAUUUAACACACGCGUUGUAUCUGCACAAUGGGAGGGUGACAGACGUCAAUGGCAUUUCAUCGAUGAAAGCGGUCGUUCCUACAUCACGAGAUUCUUCGUCUCCUGCCUUGGCUUUCUUUCCAACCCAACACUUCCCGCCAUUCCUGGCAUUAACUCAUUCCAAGGCCGUGGAUUCCACACCUCACGAUGGCCUAAAGACCUAACCAAUGCGGAUUUCGCAAACCAACGCAUUGGUGUUUUGGGUACUGGAGCCACUGGGAUCCAAACGAUUACUGCCCUUUCCAAAGUAACGGACAUCAAAUCACUCACAGUAUUCCAGCGGACCGCCAACUGGGCUGCCCCCCUCCACAAUCGUGAAAUUACCGACCAGGAAAUGGAAGAACUUCGGAAGAACUGGGCCGAGAUCUUUCAAACGUGCGCGGACACACCAACAUGCUUCAUGCACAAGGCAGACCCUCGCAAGUCGUCUGACGUCACACCAGAGGAGCGUCAUGAACUAUGGGAAAAGAUCUACGCGACACCCGGAAUGGCUAAAUGGCUAGGCGCCUUUAGCGACACAUACACGGACCAAACGGCGAAUCAAUUAUACUCCAACUUCAUGGCCGAGAAGAUUCGAGCCCGUGUGAACGACCCUGAAGUCGCCGAAAGUUUAGUUCCGAAAGAUCACGGCUUUGGCCUGCGACGAGUGCCUUUGGAGAGCGGGUAUUUUGAGGCGUAUAAUCAGCCCAAUAUUCACUUGGUCGACCUGAAAAAGAACGCCAUUGAUCGGGUUACACCUAAGGGAAUCCGGCUCCAAGAUGGGACAGAGCACGAGCUAGAUAUCUUAAUCUAUGCUACUGGCUUUAAUGCCAUCACUGGCGCUUUUGCGAAUAUUGACUGGAUUGGCAAGAACGGUGUCCCUCUUAUGGGGAACAGCGGCACUGAGAAAGGUGACAAAGCCGUGUGGGUUGACUAUCGACCACGGACGUACCUGGGCAUGACAGCUCCCAACUUCCCUAACAUGUUUAUGGUCCUAGGACCUCACCAGCCUUUUGGGAACGUGCCUCGUAGCAUCGAGCACGCUGUUGAUGUUAUCGUCGAGAUGUUGGCUACUUGUGACGAAAAUGGCUAUACAUAUGUCGAAGCGAAAGAAGAAGCAGUCGAAGCCUGGACCAAGCAUGUGGCAGAGUGCAGCGAGGGUGCGUUGCUGAAUGAGGUGGAUAGCUGGAUGACUGGUGUGAAUAAGAAUGUCGCAGGUAAGAUGCUUGUCCACGUCCGCACCCUGGAGCCUGCUCCUCCCCUCGCUGAACCUGGAGACACAGAGAGUCCUGUUAUUAACGCCAUCACCGAAGCACUCUCUAACCUUGGUGCUGAAUUGCAAUCAGCUGAACAUGGCCCACCUCCCCGUGUGUUCCCUUUCCAUUAUAUCGUGAUUGUGGACACGUCUGAAGUCAGUGAAGAAGACUUCCAGUCAGCACUGCAGCAAUCUUGGCCCGUGGGGCAGGAUAUUGAGGGGGAGGGCGAAACUAUUCCCCCUGCUGAUAUAAGCGUCGGAAAUAUGGAUGAUUAG
Molecule: messenger RNA, 1869 nt
Organism: Aspergillus caelatus
Lineage: Eukaryota; Fungi; Ascomycota; Eurotiomycetes; Eurotiales; Aspergillaceae
Product: flavin-containing monooxygenase
Exons: 4
Coding region: 1-1869 (622 amino acids)
Molecular function (GO): N,N-dimethylaniline monooxygenase activity; flavin adenine dinucleotide binding; NADP binding
Source: RefSeq, a predicted model, not a curated record